Tuber melanosporum (Perigord truffle) is the source of this 1392-nucleotide messenger RNA. RefSeq lists its product as uncharacterized. Gene Ontology annotation, biological process: ceramide catabolic process; sphingosine biosynthetic process; long-chain fatty acid biosynthetic process. Lineage: Eukaryota; Fungi; Ascomycota; Pezizomycetes; Pezizales; Tuberaceae. The transcript has 4 exons. Bases 1 to 1392 code for a protein of 463 amino acids. The record is from RefSeq and is a predicted model, not a curated record. Gene Ontology annotation, molecular function: N-acylsphingosine amidohydrolase activity. Gene Ontology annotation, cellular component: extracellular region.
AUGCUCGAGAAGGAUAUCGGUGGAUCAUUCGUUGCCGGGUUUUCCCAAUCAAACGUUGGUGAUACAUCGCCCAACACCGAGGGACCCAUAUGCCAGGAUACGGGACUUCCUUGUAAAUACGAGGAUUCGACCUGUGGGGGCAAGACUCAACAAUGUAUGGGCAGAGGCCCCGCCUUCCGAAUCUCGGACACCGAAUCCUGUCGUAUAAUUGGCGAGAAGCAGUACCUGGGCGCAAAGGCAAUUUACCAUGGUACAGGUAAAGCACCAGUGGCGGGAGAUGGUGGUGCUGUGAGAAGCUUUCAUACUUUUGUCGACUUUUCAAACUACACUUUUCAACUAUCAAACAGCACAACUAAGAGAACCUGUAAGGCAGCUCUGGGAUUCAGUUUUGCUGCCGGAACAACCGAUGGGCCGGGAGCCUUUGACUUUACUCAAAACGACCCGAAUGCGCCAAGUAAUCCAUUCUGGUUAUUAGUCAGAAAUUUUUUAAGGAAGCCAAGCAAGGACCAAGUCGAGUGUCAUCAACCCAAACCUAUACUCUUGGACGUUGGGGAGAUGGACAAACCUUACCCAUGGGCUCCUAACAUCGUCGAUGUGCAAAUGUUCCGCGUUGGGCAGCUCGCCAUUAUCAUUUCGCCUGGUGAAGCAACGACCAUGUCCGGACGUCGAUGGAAGAAGGCCGUGGCAGAGGAAUUGAACAACACGGGAAUUAUUAGCAGUGGUGAUAGCUGGAUAGUCCUUGGCGGGCCAGCAAACAGUUAUACACAUUAUAUUGCGACUCCCGAAGAAUACGCCAUCCAAAGAUAUGAAGGGGCUAGUACCCUUUACGGACAGUUCACGCUGGGUGCAUAUAUUUCGCUUUAUAAGAAAUAUAUCCCUUAUCUCGGCGCAACCCCACCAUCCACCCCCGUACCCCCGGGGCCCUCACCACCGAUAAACACCAACACCUCAAUCUCGCUUAUCAAAGGGGUUGUCCACGAUAACCCGCGCCUUGGGAAAAAUUUUGGUGAUGUUCUUACGGAUGUUGCCUCAACUCCGUAUUCGAGUGGGAGUCUGGUAAAGGUAGUUUUUGUGGGAGCGAAUCCCCGAAACAACCUUAGGCUCGGUGGUACAUACGCGGCAGUUGAAAGGAACAAUGGCGGUACGUGGAGCAGAGUCAGGGACGAUACCGACUGGGAUUUGGUUUACCAGUGGGAGAGGACAGAAGGAUUCAGUGGCCAGAGCGAGGUCACAAUUAGUUGGACUAUUGAGCGGGGAACCCCAGCUGGGCGGUACAGGAUCAAGUAUUAUGGAGAUUCAAAGCGUCCCUUUACCGGGAAGAUUACUGCAUUUGAGGGAACCUCUAGAACCUUCAACAUAGGCCCCAGGCGAACAACGUAUAGCAUUGCCUAA